UCAGCUGAUUGUGGGCCUUGAGGAUUCUGGCCCUCCCUGAUUUUUUCUGUUGCAGUCAGUUGUUCAGUCUUAUUAGGAAAAGAGGGAGUUGUCUAACAGCAGAGGAGAGUUUUGCUGAAUGUUAACUGAGGGAUGCAGCUCUCUUGGCUUUAACAUUAGUUGCCGAGGUGAGGACAUUUCUGACUGAGUGUGUUUGCUUACAUCCCUGUGUGGGGCUGCUGUCACUGCUCUUCUCCUCCAGAACAACUGUAACUUCACUUUACAGGCUGACAAGCUCCAUCUCUGAGCCGUUCAUUCACUUUACUUUUACUUUGUGGUCGGACACCACCAGCAGCAAACUCCAGACCUAACUCCCAAGUUGUCAGAUCGGCGUCCUCCCGUUGGGUCCAGACGAGGAGGAUGGAGACGAGCCCCAUCCCGGUGGUGACGGUCCAAACCGCCCCCUUCGACGACCAGCGGCCCGGUACCAACGGGCUGCGGAGGAAGACAGCGGUGUUCGAGGGCAAGAAGAACUACCUGCAGAACUACAUCCAGAGCGUGUUGUCCUCCAUCGACCUGCGGGACCGGAAUGGGUGCACCAUGGUGGUGGGCAGCGACGGCCGCUACUUCAGCCGAGCUGCCAUCGAAGCGAUAGUGCAGAUGGCAGCUGCCAAUGGGAUUGGUCGUCUGGUGAUUGGCCACAACGGCCUCCUGUCCACCCCUGCUGUUUCCUGCAUCAUCAGGAAGAUCAAGGCCAUCGGUGGGAUCAUCCUCACAGCUAGUCACAACCCUGGAGGCCCUGGUGGAGACUUUGGAAUCAAGUUCAACGUGGCAAACGGAGGCCCGUCUUCGGACACAGUGAUGGAGAGGAUCUACCAGGUGAGCCGAACACUUGAGGAGUAUGCCAUCUGCCCCGAUCUCCGCAUUGACCUUUCCAGGCUGGGAAGACAAGAAUUUGACCUGGAGAACAAGUUCAAACCUUUCAGAGUGGAGAUCGUGGACUCAGUUGAGGUGUAUCUACAGCUGCUGCGAAACAUCUUUGACUUUAAUGCCAUUAAAAGUCUCCUCACAGCACCAGGUCGGCUGAAGAUCCACAUAGAUGCAAUGAAUGGAGUGACGGGCCCAUAUGUACGUAGGAUCCUGUGUGAUGAGUUGGGGGCCCCUGCUAACUCAGCGGUCAACUGUGUCCCUCUGGAGGACUUUGGUGGCCGCCCUCCUGAGCCCAGCUUGACUUACGCCACCUCUCUGGUAGAUGCCAUGAAAGGAAGUGACUUUGGCUUUGGAGCUGCAUUUGAUGCGGAUGGGGACCGGUACAUGAUCCUCGGAGAAAAAGGCUUCUUUGUAAACCCAGCUGAUUCAGUGGCCAUCAUGGCUGCCAACCUCUCCACCAUCCCCUACUUUAGACAGCAUGGUGUCAGAGGCUUUGCCAGGAGUAUGGCCACAAGCACCGCCCUUGACAGGGUAGCCAAAGCCAUGAAACUGGCGCUGUAUGAGACUCCGGCAGGCUGGAGGUACUUUGGGAACCUGAUGGAUUCUGGGCGUUGUUCCCUCUGCGGGGAGGAGAGCUUUGGGACAGGUUCAGACCACAUUCGUGAGAAAGAUGGUUUGUGGUCAGUGCUGGUGUGGUUGUCCAUCAUGGCGGCCAGGAAACAGGGUGUGGAGCAGAUCGUGAGAGAGCACUGGGCCAAGUUUGGACGCAACUAUUUCUGCAGGUUUGACUACGAAGGCCUGGAUCCUCGUGCAGCUUUUUACUUGAUGAGGGAUCUGGAAGGAGUAAUCUCAGAUAAAGCAUUCACCAGCCAGAAGUUUGCUGUGGGAGACCACAUAUACAGUGUGGAGAGAGCCGACAACUAUGAGUACAUCGACCCCGUGGAUGGAGCAGUGGCUCGAAACCAGGGUUUAAGGAUCAUCUUCACCGAUGCAUCGCGCCUGGUGUUUCGGAUGAGCGGGAGCGGCGGCGGGAUGGGUGCCAUCAUCCGCAUUUAUGCCGAGAGCUUUGAGAGAGACCCUGAGAGACACAGCAGGGAGACACAGGUGGUGCUGGGUCCUCUCAUUGCCAUUGCCCUGAAGCUCUCCAACAUCCAUGAGAGGACAGGCCGCCGUGGCCCCAACGUCAUCACAUGAGCAAGCGGGAAAACACACACAUGCAUGCACACACAUGCGCAUUCAUCUACCUGCUCACACAGAUAACCCCCCCC
Molecule: messenger RNA, 2177 nt
Organism: Seriola dumerili (greater amberjack)
Lineage: Eukaryota; Metazoa; Chordata; Actinopteri; Carangiformes; Carangidae
Gene: pgm5
Product: phosphoglucomutase 5
Exons: 11
Coding region: 400-2103 (567 amino acids)
Biological process (GO): striated muscle tissue development; carbohydrate metabolic process; myofibril assembly
Cellular component (GO): adherens junction; sarcolemma; cytosol
Molecular function (GO): phosphoglucomutase activity; magnesium ion binding
Source: RefSeq, a predicted model, not a curated record